Molecule: messenger RNA, 2938 nt
Organism: Hyalella azteca
Lineage: Eukaryota; Metazoa; Arthropoda; Malacostraca; Amphipoda; Hyalellidae
Exons: 11
Coding region: 211-2580 (789 amino acids)
Source: RefSeq, a predicted model, not a curated record
UUAUCUCAUUGCGAAAAAUAACGCAAAAAAAAAUAAUUAUGAAAAUGAAUUGUAGCUCUCCGUUUCAAGGAACUGAAAAAUGAUUGUGCAAAAAUAAAUCAAAUUCGACUAUUCAAGGCUUAAUGGAUGAAGAACACUAAUGGAACACAUGAAGAAUGAUGAGAAUAUAUUCAUAGUUAUCGAGGGGUUAUUUUGAGGAGCUGUCCCAAGAUGGCGCUAUUCGUCCUACGGCUCUCAAGUUUGUUGUCAUUGGACAACGCUUCACAGCCUCAUGAUUCUGUCCAAAGUUUCGAUCCGACCUUCGAUGGUGAUAAUCGAUGGUCAGCAUCUUACAACAUAGACAAUCCUGAUUAUUAUUCACGAGGAUAUAGUACAGGAAACUUCUAUGGCGCGAUAGACCCUACCGAUUUGCCGUCUACACUUCCCAUAGCUUCUCCGUUAAUCUCUAGCAUUCCACGAGCAAAUUCCCAGUACACCAACGGAACUCUUGCGCCAUCCGAGACUCCACCGGUGAUCGCUGAAGAAUAUUCGAAUUCUUCAACAUCGGCGCUCGUAGGAUCGGAUAUAGAAAAUUAUCUCAAGAUCAAAUCAGCUGACAGUGGUGGAAUCAAAUCAGAUAUCAAUAGUUCGACAAGUUUCACUCCUGCAGCUCACAACGUAUCGGGAAUUGGAGGCCGACUCACUGUAGAGAAACUUGUAGACAAGUCAGAAGAUUUGCUUGAUAUGAUAGGUGGCCUAGUGCCUGUUAAUGAUAAAGUCGAAUCCUCUGAACCCGUUCCAAAUUUUGAGUACUAUGAUUUUUCAGCCGAGAAAAAUAACUUGCAUAUUCCUCAAACUUUAACAGCCCAAUCCUUGGUCAGUCCAGUUCCUUACCCAAGAGUUAGACCGACAGACAAGAAAAUAACGACGACAGAUGCUCCAGCCGUUCAAAUCAUACACUCGCCAUCAGAUGUGGAAACAAAUCCAGUCACAAUAACACCACCGACAUCAACCCCACUUCUAAAGAAGACAAUCGAUCCCGUAAAAAUCGACUUAGGAGUGUCGACAAGAACCAAUCCUUAUCCGUACGGACCGAUGUUGCUGCCUGGGUAUGGCGGAGUGUCGUCUGGGAGCGCAAGCACCGUGCGCAGUCGUGUUCCAAGUGACCAAACUCCUACCGUGCAGCCUCCGGGAGAAGAGUACGAGUACGAGUACGAGGUUUAUGACUACAAAGACAGCGGACGCAAAGUUCAGACACAAAGACCACCAGUGCUCUUCCAUUUUGAUGGUCCAGGAUAUGUUCCAGAGGCUCCAAGCACGUCCGCUCCUGCAGUCCGAAGUCCCACACCUAGUGACCCGUGGGACUGUGCUCCGCGAUGUCCUAACUACACGCUGGAAGACUGGAACUCUUACUACGAUGUGCGAAGAUAUCCUGAGAUGACUUGGCUCAGUACCAUCAUCAUCAACAAGGACAGGGUUCUUGCUGAGCUGGAGGGCUACAUGAGACUACAAGACUACUUCUUUGGACUCAAUGACCGCGGUCAGGUCCUGAAUCUUUCAGCACCGUUCAUAACACAGAUCAAACAUGGCCGCCAUCCUGGUAUUCUUUCUGAAGUGAACGACUUUACCAUCUCCCUGCACGUGCCACCUGGAGCAGCUGGUGAGGGGUAUGAGUUACCCACACCCAUCAGUAAUGAGGUGCUAAUCGACACACUGGAGGCCAAGACCGUCUUCGUGGCGAGUUUCGAAGUGGACGUGUGGGACGUGACGACGGACUUCCUACAACGCAAGGCCGAGUCCCUCAUGAGCAGACUGCGCAGCAACGGCGAGGCUUUUGUUGACAGAUAUUAUUAUCUUGCUUCAUACAGCAGACCGGAGCUGUACCAGCCAGUGUACUACGAGGUGUGGGUGUACGCGACCAGCUUCAGGAGCCCCCAUGUACCGCCCCCUGAACCCCUGCCUCGCCCCAAGAUGCCCCCCCUCAGUAAAGUCACCCAAGAAACCAUGCAGCGGCUCUGCAGAGGAGUGGAGUGCCCGUCGUUCGAAGUGGUGAGGACAUACAAAUACGGUAUACAAAAACGUCGCUACUUCGACGUAGUCUUCGCUUCCGUCUCUCCAGGCGACUGCUACUUCUCCACACUGUCUGUGUGGAAGGGAUUCAUGCCGUUGCAUUUAUACAAACAUGGCAUCAACUCGCACAUGGAAGUAGUAGAGGCAACUCGUCCGAUUGCGGUGGUGCGGGUGAAAGAAGACUCGACUCCUAACACCGAGUGCCCCCAGAACUUGACCAUGUCACUCUUCCUGCCCCGACGCCUGCACUCAGCGCCGCCUGUCACCGGCUACACCGCCCCUGGACCUGUGGUGAUCACGGCCCUGGAAGACGUGAUGGUCUAUGCCUACACCGUGGGAGGCUACCUCAUAGACCCCCACCGAGUCAGGAAAGAACUCUCCGACCUGCGCUACAGACUUACUGAAUUUGGGGCGUGUUAUAAGGAUGACGUGUACUACGUUGUGGUUUACGACUUCAUUUCUAGAUAUCACGGACGGCAAAACGAAAUUUGGGUCGUUGCUGAGAACUGCAGAGCCACGCACAAUGGCUAGGAUUUAGACAACUGAUGCUGAGACUUAAAUAUAUACAAUAUUAUAGAAGCUGGGAAUAGAAUUUAAGCAGUUUAAAAUAAAAGUAAAUUAUCAACUUAAUUAAAGAUAUUCAAGAUUGAGAAGAGAUAAUACGAGAUUGAGAGAUAAUACGAGAUUGAAAAAAUUGAAAGAUAAUACGAGAUUUACCGGGCGGGGAGAUAUUAAACAAAACGGAUUCUCUGAUGCGUACAUGAUUGGUAAACACACCAAGAAUAUUCAACGUCAUCUUCAACAUAAGUUAGAAAGGAUUCGAGUCAAAAUUAUGACCUAGAAAAAAUUCUUAUUAGAAUACCACCGAGUUUAAAUUUCCAAUUUUCGA